UAUCCAUCAAUCAGAAUUUUGAUCAUUCGUAUUCGUCUACAAAGUUCACGUUGAGUUUCUGAGAUCUGUGAUUAAUUAAAAUUGUUAAUGGUUUCUAGUGUUUAUUGUAAUAGUAUUUGCUUGAAUACCUUUAUUUCAUCAUGGGUAAAGCGAAGAAGGGAAAGAAGUUAGACCAUGAGGAAGAAGUUGAUGGAGAUGAUAUUGAAGUUCCUGAAGAUGUCAGUGCCAACAAAACAAAGGAAACGAAAGGGAAAACAAAAGGUAAAACUGAAGACGUGGAGAACAAUCUGAUUGAAGAUGAGGACGACGUGCAGAGCAAAAAGAAGAAAGUAAAGAAAGAGAAAAAGAAGAAAGGUGAUGAUGAUGAUUACAAUGAGGACGUGAAUGAGGUUUCAACAAAACUCCAGGAAAUUUCAACAAAGGGAAAAAAGGAAAAGUUGAAGAAAAAAGGAUCUGUUGAGUCUGAAGAUGAAGACGGUGCUGAGGAAGGAAAAAAAGUCUCUAAAAAGGAUACUGAAAAGAAGAAAAAGAAGAAGAACAAGAAUGACUCUGAUAGUGAUAGUGAAAUUGUAUCUGAAGUGCGGACUAACAAAGGUGCUAAAAAACCGGGUUUUGCAUUGUUAGCAGUGUCUGAUGAAGAGGAGGACAAGCCAGAAAUAGAUGUUAAAGAAGAUUCGGAAAGUGAAGUAGUAGUAGAAAGGACUAAAGUGAGUAAAAAGGAGAAGGAUAAGAGUGGUAAGAAAGGCAAAAAGAAGAAGAAAGAUGAGGAGGAUGAUGAAGAUAUCGAAAAAAUGUUGGCGGAGUUACAGAUUGAAUACUCAGGAGGUGUUGUGCCAAAAGAAGAAAGCGUUGAAAAAGAAGCUCCAGUGAAUGAAGAAGUAGAAGAUAAAAAGAAGAAGAAGAAAAAGAAGAAGACGGAGAAGGAUGUUGACGAGGAAAAGAUUGAAGAAACAAAAGAUGAGGGUGAUGGUGAUAAUUUUGAAGGCGGCACUGUUAAGACUGCUGCUCAGAAGAAAAAAGAGAAGAAAGAAAGGGAGAAACAAAAGAAAUCAGAAGCUAAGAAAAAGGAAUUUACUGAGAAGAAAGAUGUUGAUGAGGCACCUGAGGUUGAGGAGGACCAUCCACCUGCACCUAUAGAGCCAGAGGAGGACAAGGCUGAAGGAGAAGAUGACGAUGACAAAAAGAAGAAGAAGAAAAAGAAGAAGGGUGAAAAAGAAGAGAAAGAUUCAAAGGAUAAAAAGGGGCCCAGUAAGAAAGCACUGGCGGCGAUGAAAGAAGCUCUGCAGAAAUUAAAAGAGGAAGAAGAAAAAGCGAAAAAAGAGGAAGAGGAAAGGUUGAGAAAAUUAGAAGAAGCUGAAAAGCGUAGAGAGGAGCAAUUAAGAUUAGAACAAGAGAGAAAAGAGAAGAAGAAGCAACGAGAGAAGGAGAGGAAAGAAAGACUGAAAGCAGAGGGGAAACUCCUGACGUCAAAACAGAAGGCAGAUAGAGCAAGAGCUCAGGCGACUCUGGAGGCACUGAAGGCUCAGGGGCUGGACGUACCCGAUGCGACUGUGGAACGCAAACCCAGACCAGGCACCAGGAUACGACCUAAGAAGGCCAAACCUGAACCUACAACCCCAGAGCUAGUUCCUGACACACCGCAACUGGAGCAACCAGAGCAGCCCGUGGUGGAGGUCCAGAUAGUGGAUCCUGUGAAGGAAGAACCAGUCAAGCAGGAGGAGGAAGAAGACACUGUGAAGGAUUCCUGGGAUUUGGAAUCAUCGGAAGAUGAAGAUGAAGAAAAGUCUGAAGAAGCUGUGAAACCAUCUGGACCACCGCCACCGACUGCUAAAACCACACAGCCAGAGGCAGAUGAUGAUGACGAAGACGAGGAUGAUGAAGAUGAAGACGAUGAAAGCUCUGAGGAAGAAUCGAGCUCUGAGGAGGAAAGUGAUGAUAGUUCUGAAGAAGAAGACGAGGAGGAAAAGAAAACGGAUGCGCAGCGUAAACGUGAAAAGGCUCUAGCCAGGAUACAAAAAAGACGUGAGGACGCUGAAAAGAAGAAGAGUUUGGAUGAGUUACGAGCAGCUGUCGUGUGUGUAUUAGGACACGUAGACACGGGUAAGACCAAGAUCCUGGACAAGUUGAGGAGGACGAACGUACAGGACGGUGAGGCGGGCGGUAUCACUCAACAGAUCGGAGCCACCAACGUGCCCAUCGAUGCGAUCAAAGAGAACACUAAAUAUGUUAAAGGGUUUGCAGAGUUUGAACUGAAAGUGCCCGGGCUGCUGAUCAUUGACACGCCAGGUCACGAGAGUUUCAGCAACCUUCGUAACCGAGGCUCGUCCCUUUGUGACAUUGCCAUUCUUGUGGUGGACAUCAUGCACGGUCUCGAGCCCCAGACCAUCGAGUCUAUAAAUCUCCUCAAAACAAAGAAAACACCCUUUGUCGUCGCCCUCAAUAAAAUUGACAGGCUGUACGACUGGAACACUAUGGCUCGCAGAGACGUGAGGGACAUCAUCAAGAGCCAGGCAGCCAACACACAGCUGGAGUUUGAACAGAGGACAAAGGAAGUGGUGCUUCAAUUUGCAGAACAGGGUCUGAACGCGGCUCUGUUCUACGACAACCCAGAUCCUCGCAGUUACGUAUCACUGGUACCAACAUCAGCCAUCACCGGUGAGGGCAUGGGCAACCUUCUGGCUCUCAUCGUGCAGAACUGCCAGACCAUGCUGGCCAAACGCCUCAUGUUCUGUGAGGAACUUCAGGCUACAGUACUGGAAGUGAAGGCCAUCCCUGGGCUGGGAACAACGAUAGACGCUAUUUUGGUCAAUGGCUACCUGCGAGAGGGUGACACCAUGAUCCUGGCAGGCACGGACGGUCCAGUUGUCACUCAGAUACGCUCACUACUCAUGCCCCAACCUAUGAAGGAGCUUAGGGUUAAGAAUGCCUACAUAGAGCAUAAAGAAAUCAAAGCCGCUCAGGGAGUGAAGAUAGCUGCUAAGGAUCUGGAGAAAGCUAUUGCAGGUCUGAACCUGCAAGUGGCCCAGAAGCCGGACGAGGUGGAGAUCCUGCGUGAUGAAGUGGCCAAAGAGCUCAAGAGUGCGCUCAGUGGGAUCAAGCUGAGCGAACGAGGAGUGUACGUCCAAGCAUCUACACUCGGCUCUCUGGAGGCUCUGCUGGAGUUCUUGCGCACGUCCAAGAUACCGUACUCCAACAUCAGGAUCGGGCCUGUUGUCAAGAAGGACGUCAUGAAGGCAUCAACCAUGCUUGAGCACGAGAGCCAAUACGCAACGAUCCUUGCGUUUGACGUGAAGGUUGAGCGAGAUGCACAAGAGCUGGCUGACACGUUGGGAGUGAAGAUAUUCCAGGCAGACAUCAUCUACCACCUGUUCGACAAAUUCAUGGCCUAUCGUGAAGAGCUCAAACAGAAGAAACGAGACGAGUUCAAACACAUCGCCGUCUUCCCUUGCAAGCUCAAAGUGCUACCACAGUUUGUGUUCAAUUCCCGAGACCCUAUCGUGAUGGGUGUGAUGGUGGAGGCCGGCAUAAUCAAGGAGGGUACUCCGAUCUGUGUGCCAAGCAAAGAGUUCGUGGAGCUGGGCGUGGUGACCAGUAUCGAGAACAAUCACAAGUCUGUGGAGAGCGCAAGGAAGGGCCAAGAGGUCUGCAUAAAGAUAGAACCCAUCCCCGGCGAGGCGCCUAAAAUGUUCGGUAGACACUUCGAUGAAAAAGACUUCCUGAUUAGUAAGAUAAGUCGACAAUCAAUAGACGCCUGCAAGGACUACUUCAGAGACGACUUGCUCAAGACUGACUGGCAACUCAUGGUUGAGCUCAAGAAGCUCUUCCAGAUCCUUUAAUACCAGGUAUGGAAGGACGUCUGGCUGAUGGCUCGUGCAAUGAUGGCUGCGUGUCCCGACACCCCACGCGUGCGUCGAAACCUCCUUCACUUAUUUUAUAGAUUUAUUUCUAUAUUUUUGCGACCAAUUGUAUUCAAGAGUUUGCAUCUCAUAGAUAUGCGACAAAACCACUUUUUAUAUAUAUUGUAUUUAUUUUUGUUAAAUAUAUUUGUCGAGUUAUAUUUGAAUUCCGAUACCUUGCGAAUGGAGUUUGUGGAAUAGGAUCGCGUGGCCGCGCGCGUACGCGGUUUUGUGUUGCCAAGCAAAGAUCUGCACAGAUAAAUCGCAUAUAAUCUAUGAAUAAAAUAUUCUAUUUGGCAUAAAAUCUUGAAAGUGUUUGUUAAAAUGUUUUUAACAGAAGUAAUUAAUCGGUUGUUUACUAACAUAAGAAACUAUAUGUUGGGGUUAAGUGGAUCAAUAAAUAAGCUGAUAUCUGAA
This is a messenger RNA of Homalodisca vitripennis (glassy-winged sharpshooter), 4313 nucleotides long. It is a transcript of the gene eIF5B, whose product is annotated as eukaryotic translation initiation factor 5B. The record is from RefSeq and is a predicted model, not a curated record. Lineage: Eukaryota; Metazoa; Arthropoda; Insecta; Hemiptera; Cicadellidae. The transcript is spliced from 23 exons. The coding region runs from base 141 to 3836 and encodes 1231 amino acids. Gene Ontology annotation, molecular function: translation initiation factor activity; GTP binding; GTPase activity.